CCUCCGCCAGGAUCAAUGGAAGAAAUCGCCAGUUCAACGGCGAAUGUCGCCGGAAUAUCCUCUGUAUUUCCGUUGGAUUAGUUCAUCUGAGCUCAAGAUCGAACCUCGUGUUUUGUUGAAUCUUCAUCGCCGUGUUUGAGGAUAUUUUUUUUUUCCAUGUUCGACAUUUAGGGUUUCGUGUUUUGGGAGCCGUAUCGAUCUCGAAUCCGAGAUUUUGGUCUCGAUUUUGCGUUUCUCGUUGAGAUUUCGUGUUCUUUUUUUUGAUCGGAAUCGCGCUGCCAAAGCCGUUCCCGAUGAAGGUCCAACCGAUCGAUUGUAUGGGAGAGGUGGCCUUCGCGCCGGCGAAGCCUAUCGCGAAGUCCCGCCUGAAGCGGCUCUUCGAGCGGCAGUUCUUGAGGAGCGCGUUGGUGGAGAAAGCUGUGGGGUCUGGUGACGGGAAGGACCACUCCGACGACGCGGUGAGCUUGGACGCCAUGGUUUUCGGUUUCUUCGAGGAGGGGAACCACGAGAAGCCGCCGCGAGGCCGCUGCAAUUGCUUCCACUCCAACUCCGAAGGCAGCGACGACGACGACGCCGACGAUGACGAUGACGACGACGGCGAACGCAAGAACGCUCCAGGAACUGCCAUUCCCAGCGACGCGAUCGAGGCGAUUAAGGGUUUGGUGUUCUGCGCGAGCAUGGCGGAGAGAAAUCUCUUGGCGGAUGCAUCGAGAAUCCUCGACAAAGCGAGGAACUCAAAGACCAAGGGAAAUUGCACAGCGGUGUUGGCCGCCGGACUUCGAUCGCUCGGCUACGAUGCGGCCAUUUGCAAAUCCCGAUGGGAUAAAAAUCCUUCUUUUCCGGCGGGGGAGCACGAGUACGUCGACGCGGUGGUCGGCGGCGACCGCCUCCUGGUGGACGCGGGCUUCCGGUCGGAGUUCGAGGUGGCGCGGCCCAGCAAGACGUACCGUGCCAUCAUCCAGCUGCUGCCGCAGGUGUUCGUCGGCCAGCCCCACCGACUCCAGCAGAUCGUGGCCGUCGCCUCGGAGGCAGCCCGGCAGAGCCUGAAGAAGAACGGCCUCCACGUGCCGCCGUGGAGGCGGCACGAGUACAUGAGGACCAAGUGGUUCUCCGCUUACCAUCGCGCAGCCGCCGUGGAAGAAGCUGAAGCCAAGGACAUCUCCUCCGAGGAAGCGACGACGGCGGCAAUAGAGGUGGUGGGCUCACCGUGGACGACGGUGCCAGCGAGGCCAAAGCCGGGGGAUAAAUUUCUCACCGGACUUGCUUUGGCCUUGCAAAAAAUAAAUACUUAAUUUUUUUUUUUUAGAUUUUCGGAUUUUAUUUUGAGUGAUAUAAUAUCAUAGUGAGAGUUACUAUUUUUCCUUAUUAUCUUAGAUUUUAUAUAAAUGCUUAAUAUUAAGAAAAUAAAAGAUUUUGAACAAAAUCUAAUCAAUCUAAAUGUAUAACAUUGAAAAUAAAU
Molecule: messenger RNA, 1459 nt
Organism: Zingiber officinale
Lineage: Eukaryota; Viridiplantae; Streptophyta; Magnoliopsida; Zingiberales; Zingiberaceae
Exons: 2
Coding region: 294-1292 (332 amino acids)
Source: RefSeq, a predicted model, not a curated record